Rotaria sp. Silwood1 is the source of this 585-nucleotide messenger RNA. NCBI's taxonomy places the organism in Eukaryota, Metazoa, Rotifera, Eurotatoria, Philodinida, Philodinidae. The record is from the annotation of a GenBank genome assembly.
AUGAUGAAUCAUGGUUUUUUUCACAAGCAAAUCGGUAGAAAAUCAUCAAAUGCUGCUUUGGUAGCCCGUGGAGAUCCUCCUCCAACAGUGGCUCGACGUAAUCGUUUUGCUCCAAGACCUCUCCUGUGUAUUUUUUUCAAGUCGACUGGUCCAGUUUUGAUUCAUUCUGUUAGACGUGGACAGACAAUGGAUCAUGAUUAUUAUAUUAAUAAUUGUUUGCAACCAGUUAUUGAUGAAGUUAAGAAACAACAGCCAUCCUUAGGUAUUCAAUCAAUUAAACUGCAUCAUGAUAAUGGAAAACCACAUAUUCAUCAAACUGUUAUCAAUUACCUUCAGUCGGAAGGUGUAACAGUAAUGUCACAUCCACCUAAUUCUCCAGAUCUGUCACCAUGCGAUUUUUGGUUAUUCGAUUUAAUCAAACAAAAUAUAGGCGAUCAAGAUGAUUCAGAAUCGAUCCAUGAAGCUGUGAUCAAAUUUAUGAAGUCAUUGAAAAGAGAAGAGUAUAGAAAAACUUUUGAUAAAUGGAUUGAACGAAUGCAUUUAUGUGUAAGUAACCAUGGUGAUUAUUUUGAACAUUUAAUGUAA